UACUUGGUUCUCGACUUGUUCGUCACUUGUUUAUAUUUCCCCAAAAAAGUUAUAUAAUAUAACAUUAGAGGUCAUAUAAUUAUGCAAUGAUAAGGUAAUAUGCCUUUUAUCUUCGUUCGAUUGGGCUUUUUAAUCAGGAUAACUUUUAUUCUGCACAAGCGAUAAGACGUUUAUUUGCAGAGAAAAGCCUAGAAAAGCGUUUUAGAUGUCGGUAAUCGUAAAGGAGGAUGUUCGGGGUGCGUCAUACUUAGUAAAUGAUUAAUAAAUUAAGCCAAUACAACCAUACGCAACUUCAAAAAUAGCGCUACACAUAAUUAGUCCCAAAUUUAUUUGAAAUCUUUCAAGUCUUUUUUUAAAUCGAAAGAAAGAGAGCGUUUUCUAAGUUUUUUCAUUUAGUAUUCACACACAAUCUCGUUUGCGGAUCUCUCUUUUGUAACAGAUUACAACAGUUAGCAAUGUUUGUUUUGUUUAUUAUAAAAACAACAUAAACAUACGACAACAAGCUGUUUACCUUAUGCUGUUUCAAUCCAAACCAGUAGCAAAUAAAAGCUGGGAAUGUUGUUCAAAUUAUUACUAGUGCUGAUGGCUUUCUGUUGCUUAGGAGGUAGACCAAGCCGUUGAAGUUGUUUUGGAAAUGAUGGAAGAAAUGAGAGUCGAAGCAAAUGAGGAUGGUGUGAAAGAAAAUGAAGAGGAGGGCAAAUGGCGAGAAUUUUACACUUCAUCAACGUUACAUGGUUUUCGUUAUUUAUUUGAAGAAACAGGCUACAAGCGAAUUCUUUGGAUCAUCAUCUUUUGCGCAGCCAUUGUUGGCUCGUGUUAUUUGUUUUUUGGUGUCAUUGAAGAUUUCUCCAAGUUGAAAACUAUCACCAUGACAAAGGAGUUGUUUACAGAGAAACCUGUGGAAUUUCCAACACUUACAUUUUGCAGUUUCAAUCCCGAGACUAAAGCAAAAAUCGCUUCUCAUCAAAACUCCGAUGAUAUUUGGAGUACUUACGAGCAAAUAUUGUCGAGUGCGAAACACGAAAAGUUUUCCAAGCAUCAAAAGCAUCCUAAAAAUAAUUUCACAGAAAAAUUGGAAAAAAUACUGAGGAUUUUAAAUGUGACCACUUUGGGAGAACUGUCAGAAAAACUCCAAAUUAAUUUUCAUGACAUGCUACAUGAUACAACAGCUAAAAAAAUAUUUGAAGCCUCCUCUUCAUGUUAUUUUGAAGGUGAACCCUGCAACUCCACAUCGUUUCGUAAAGUACUAACCGAGCACUUUGGUCUGUGUUAUGAAUUCAAUUACUUCGUUCCUGGAAAGCCACCAAAAACAACAAGCAAAGUCGGUUAUGGUCUAAAACUUUUCGCUAACAUACAUGCUGAUAGAGUGGCAUGGGAUCGUCAUUUGUUUAAUGGGAUAGCUGUUCUGAUCCACCCAUAUGGAACUCCUGCCACCUCCCAUUAUUCCAUAAAAGCCAUGUUACCAGUAGGCACAUCCAACUCAAUUGGUCUCAGCACAUCACAUCUAACACUUCUUCCACCGCCUUACGAAAGCAGGUGUGGAUCGAAAAACUACACGUUUAUCAAGAACACAUACCCAUACAGUAAAGCAAUGUGCGAGCUUGAUUGCACGGCCAAAAAAAUUAACGACAGUGUUGGUUGCCUUAGUUACUCCUUCGAAGCCUUAGUCGAUAAGAAACACUUUUGCAAACCUGACCAGUAUUUAAACAUCAGCAAAGAAAUUUACUAUUUUGCUGAAUAUCAAGAAAGGUGCAGACAAGAUUGCCCGUAUGAAUGUUCAUUUACGAGAUAUGAAAUGACUAGCUCAGAAUCUAUCCAGCUUGGAACGAAGGCCUUUUUUUCCAAAGUUGCACGCAAAACAAACAAAUCUCUUUCAGAAGCAGAAGAAUACGUCAGAUCUAACAUUAUUAGACUGGGUAUUAAAUUUUCAAAGACAUCCACGACGGAGCAGUCAGUUGUUCCCACGGUGACGUCAGUAACUAUGUUAGGUAGUAUCGGUGGAAAUUUUGGUUUGUGUUUAGGAUUCAGCUUCCUAACUUUCUUCGAAUUUCUAUUUUAUUUUCUGGAUGUUUGCAUUAAAAGAAAAUGGUACCGCAAGAAGUGUAGAAAAAGUAACGGCGACGAAGAAAAAAGUUAAAUAAUUUUUUAUGAAAACCAAAAGCAAACAGUACGACGAACAACCAGUAUGAAUGGGUUGGCUUUAAUUCCACCUGUUGUAUGUGUGGUGGCAAACCAAGCAAAGCUUGCUGAAAGAUAUAUUUUGAAUAUGUCGUAGAUUUUGUCGUUCUUAUUUUUUAAUAUCUUAAAAACUGCUUUACCAACACGUCGAUUUCAAUGUUUUCUUUUUGUUAGACUUAUUUACAACCUCGUUCCCAGAUCUUAAGAACGUGGGAAAAUUAUUUUCUUAAGGCGACGGUAACACAUCUGAAAUCCAAAUUUUUUUUCACAUUGUAAAGGUAAUUUUCACACUAUAAAUAUGCAUAUUUUUUCUGUUAUAA
Messenger RNA from Hydractinia symbiolongicarpus, 2498 nucleotides. Its product is annotated as acid-sensing ion channel 1-like. NCBI's taxonomy places the organism in Eukaryota, Metazoa, Cnidaria, Hydrozoa, Anthoathecata, Hydractiniidae. The record is from RefSeq and is a predicted model, not a curated record. Gene Ontology annotation, biological process: sodium ion transmembrane transport. The transcript has 6 exons. Bases 635 to 2137 code for a protein of 500 amino acids. Gene Ontology annotation, cellular component: membrane. Gene Ontology annotation, molecular function: ligand-gated sodium channel activity.